AUGCCUUUCCAGCCUCAUCAAUGUCCGCUGUCAGAGACUCACAAAGCUUCAGCAUGUUGCCCUGAGCAUACCUAUAGGUAUAGAAGUGCUCCUAUUACCACUCCUAUCACUCUUGAUUCUCUACGGACCCCCAUCACGCCGACUCGUCCCGUUCUUGACGCUCGAUAUUCUCCUUCAAAUCGCCGUGACUCUUGGGAUCUGGUGCUUGUCUUCUCACCGCUGUCCAUACGCUCGACCCAAGCCACGGACACAGCUCUCGGUGUCGCUUCUUCCCUUCCUACUCUUGCCCUGUUGCUCUUCACCACGGCCUUGUACCUGUGCGAAGUCCAACCUUGCCUUCCACCCGCUCUACAAUCAAGAACGGUUAUGCAGGGAUUCGCAUUACUCAUCGCUCCCCUAGUCCCUAUAGGCUUCGUCGGCGCCCUCAUUGGCUCUUUUCUCCUGGUUUCGUAUACUGCCCGUCGAGGCAAGAUCGAGAUAGGAUUUGAUACCUUAGGGGAGCAAAACAUCCACUGGAUCAUCAUGUCUGCUUCUGGCAUAGCCUGCGCAACAUACCUCCUCGUGACCAUCCUGACUCUCCAGGUCGUACUCUUUGAUCAGCCUUCGCUCGCUCGGUGGAGGCUAGAUCACCCUCAUUCUCCGCGACUGGUGCUGGUCCUGAUAGCUAUCGGACUCUUCAUCGCAUCGACUCAGCUAGUAAUCGUGUUGAUCCCGGAAUCUUUCCCGCUAUUUCUCGCAAGGCAGAUCUUGACACUCGUCUCGAGAUGCUUGCUGACGUUGGGCUGCUGGCGAGCGUACAAGCCGGUCCGAGCUGCACAACCUAGAUCUGCAUUGGCAUGGUCAUCAGAGAAGAUAUCCCGCCUGCGUCCAGGGGAGAAGCCCACCCAAUCACAGUCGAGGAAAGCGAUCCUCACCACUCCACUCAAGCUCAAGAUUGGAGCACCGCUCAAGACAACAUUUCGACGGUUGUCCACUGAAGGCAUUCGCGAGUUCUAUGAUAUGCUAUCGGAUCGUCAGCAAAACGCUCCUGCCCCCAGUCUCCCACGACGAGCGAAACGAGUCGUCUUUCGUACACGUCCAAGGCGCGCACCCACAUUGUCAUUCACCUCGUCCACCUUUUCCGACGGGCAAACCAUUACUGCAUUGCAGAGUAUCGUCUAUCCAGUCGCCGAGCCUAUUGCGGGUGUCCAGGCCGUACCUGACCAUUCGGCGGUCAAGAAGAACUACGGAUCCGUCUAUCGUCCAUUGCGAGUGAGCGUGGAUCCCUCUGAGCUAUCGCAUUGGCCUCCAGCUUCAACAACUUCAAAACCAGCGGUCCUCACAUCUCGUUCGAGACACGUCAGUCGACCAUCUCUUAGUCAGCCUACAGCGUCGAUGCGGUCACAGAUUCCAGCCACAGAAUUGUGGACGCAUGCGAAAGCGGAUCCACCCCGUCGCCCUGCUCGUAGCUUGGCUCGACUGGCCAGACCCGUGAUGGGUAUUCGUGACUCGGCCAUUGGAACGCCAUCACCGAUCGCAGGCGAAGGAUCGACACUCAGCGAUGAUACAUUCGGUAUCUUGCCUUAUCCAGGGCCUAGGCGCAGGCCAAUCUUGGGCCGUGCUGACCCCUCGAACGCCGCCAUCGCACGGUCGAACUCCAUUCCGAGAAAACCGCUACCUCCGCUUGAAGGUUACGCAGAGACCAACGAGGAUCGCCGAAGUUUCGAGGCACGAGUGUUCCCUGUAUCUGUAGGGUCAAUUCAGAGUAUCGACCUGCAUCAAUUCCCGAUACCCCAAAGCACGAGCCGACCUCGGACGAGGACAAGCCAUGAUAGGCCUGUGUCAGCAUCCACGGCGUUUUCGACUUCGUCGUCAUCCGUCAAGACAAUGAGGACUGAGGACUGUGUCGACCGGACAUCGUUCCUCUUCAUGCCGAGGACAAUGGAAUCGCCCACCCAAGCCGAAGCCGAAUUCGAGAGCGAGGAGGAUGAGUCGCAGGACGUGAACACUCAUCGCUCGAUUACAUCUCGACCGCCAUUGGCAGCACGUAAAUCCAGCGAGAUCAUAUUGGACACUCCCUUGCCCGCUGAUCGAUUGAGUGGCAUAGUCUCACAUCGUACGAGCGCUGAGCAGCUCUCAGCACGUCAACCCAAGUCCAGCAGCCGUAUCAUGGUCUGUCGAUCCCCUUCGAUGUUCCAUGAAUCGCAAUGGUUCGCGCCGAAUCGUCAGGCCGUUCUUGAAAGUUUGCAAAGACUUCGACGAGAUGCAGGUAUCACACCUGAGAGCUAUCACAGUAACGUGCGGGAGACUUCGGAAGAAUUAGCGGUCAAGCCUAAGCGUAGAGGGACGGAGUUUAUAUGA
Kockovaella imperatae is the source of this 2340-nucleotide messenger RNA. RefSeq lists its product as hypothetical. The record is from RefSeq and is a predicted model, not a curated record. The transcript is spliced from 5 exons. The coding region runs from base 1 to 2340 and encodes 779 amino acids. Lineage: Eukaryota; Fungi; Basidiomycota; Tremellomycetes; Tremellales; Cuniculitremaceae.